Messenger RNA from Ilex paraguariensis (yerba mate), 288 nucleotides. The record is from the annotation of a GenBank genome assembly. NCBI's taxonomy places the organism in Eukaryota, Viridiplantae, Streptophyta, Magnoliopsida, Aquifoliales, Aquifoliaceae.
AUGGAUCAGGAGAAUGCGUGCAUGGCGAAUAGAGAGCUCGCUGUGGCUACGCCUGUAGAGGAAGUGAAGCAGCCCGAGGGUCAAACAGAUCCAACACAGAGGCCAUGGAUUUUGGCCCAUGCCCAACCUACGAGCCUUAUUCUUAGCCCAUUCCCCUAUUGUGCAAGCUUGUAUCGGAACAGUUUUUCGCUUUUCCUCGCUUUGAAACCAGCUUUCCCGAGUCCCAGUUUAAACAAUGUGGGUCAGCCCAUAUGGACGAUGAAGUAUAGGCAGUUGAAUUUACGAUAA